AUGGCGACGAUCCACGACCCACAGACGAGCGCAUCCCGACGUCAACGCAGCAAGCCGUCCACUGCGACUGCCACCACUCAUUCUGCGCUCCACUUCCACAUGUCGUUCGAAGCCGGCCAUGGUCCUUCGCCGUUGCGCAACGAAAUUAAAGAGCCUUCCAACGACAGAGCCGCUAGGCCAACGAGAACCACCAAGCGCACUCAGAGAAGCGCACCACAGCAGAGUUCGUCCGUCAACAACAGCGACAUCCUCAGCCAAGAAGCCAGUCCCACACCCUCGGACAAGGUCAACAACGCCCUCGGUACCACCGUUCCUCAACUUCAGACCGUAGUCAAGAAGCAUGCAGCAUCCGACCGGUCCACUUCACCCGACCCACCCACCUUCCUCGACUUCUCGCUCUCCACCACAUCCUUCAGCUUGCCCUCCAACCCCUCCGACCCAUAUACCACCUCACCCACCUCCUCCACAACCCCCGACCGCACCCUCUCCCACCUCUCCCCCUCAGCCCGCGCCCUCCAACUCUCUCUCCGCCAGCAAGCCCGCCGCGAACAAGAACAGCAAUCUCUCUACCUGGAAUCUUCCCUCCGCCACCAAUUGCCCAUCUCGGACCCAAGACACCACAUUCCGGGCCUCGACAUCCACCAACGUCGACAUGCGGCUCUGGUUCGGAAAGCGAUGAUGAGUCGGGCGGAGGAGUGGGAGAGGGAGGAAGAGGAGGAGGGGGAGGGGCGGCGGAGAGAGGAGAAGCGGAGUACCAUCGAGGAGCGGAGGGCUGGAGUUCUUGCGAGACGCGCAGCUGACCAGGUGAACCCAACCAGCCCACCUGCCUCUAUGCGCAACAGCCUUGGCUCCCUCACAUCAUCCACCUUCCGCUCUCCACGCCGCAACUCCGGACUGAAAAAACCAUCCGGAGAACCGCUCUCCGAAUGGGACUUGGGGUGCGGAGAGGUGGAGAAGGGAGAGGUGGACGAGACGUCCGUUUGGGUGGAGCAACUGAGCCGUUCGUUGGCAGAUUGUGGCGUCGAGGGAGGUAUCGGAGGUAGAGAGGGAUCGGUAGGAGAAGGAGAGGGAGAAAAGAAGGACUAUGGGCAUGAGAGUGACGGCGGAGAGUCAAUGGGGAUGUCAUUGGAAGAGGCUCUUGCUGAGGCGAUGGAGGAUGUUUCCGGUGCUGUUGGAGGGGAGCCAGGCGGUGAGGCCGAGGUUGUGAGUUCGAAGAAGGAUGAUGGAAAGGAGGUGGAAGAGUGGGUGGAGGUGGACGAGGAGGACCUGGAUGGGGAAUGGGAAGAAGUUGAGGGGAAGUGA
This is a messenger RNA of Zymoseptoria tritici IPO323, 1302 nucleotides long. RefSeq lists its product as uncharacterized. The coding region runs from base 1 to 1302 and encodes 433 amino acids. Lineage: Eukaryota; Fungi; Ascomycota; Dothideomycetes; Mycosphaerellales; Mycosphaerellaceae. The record is from RefSeq and is a predicted model, not a curated record. The transcript has a single exon.